GAAUUUUAAAGUAUAAAUAAAUAUGGCGACAGCCAUGUAGCUUAAACUUAAUCUUUUUUCUAAUAAUACAAUGCAUUAAGUUCUGGUUUAUUGGAAUAUUGUUUAACUAAGUAUGUGAGUGUGGUAUGAGGCUGAGCAUGAAUGUUUUCUACAUUAGAGGUACAAGAUACAAGGAACCAUGUCUGACAUUAUAGAGGAUUUAGAGGUUCUUUUGAGAAGAGUUAUCAAUAUACUUGGUCACAUUUUAACUGGCUUGUGUCACAGACUGGAAGAGAACAAUCACAGACCUUUGAAUAGUAAAACCCUUGUCAGAUGGAUCUCAGUUUUCCUGCCGAGGCCAAGAGACCCGCGGCUCAAACUUCAGACAAAGCUUGGGACCACAGAAUUUGAGAGAUGGGGGAGCUGUGCCAGCUUGUAUUCUGCAUUUUCUUAUUCAAGUGUCAAUGAUUUAGUGCAAGAAGAUUUGGGAGAGAACAUUGUUAGGUUUAGGCUUGGUGGUGCAGAUGAUGAUGAUGACCUUUUUGAUGGUGGAAAUUUCGAUUCACUGAAGCAUAAAGAGCAUCUAACAUCAACACCAAACUGCAAUGUUUCUUCAUUCAGCCAUGGGGCCAGGACAGCGAGCUUUGCUUCCCAAGAUGGUAUUGCCAAUGGUAAACUGGCCGAAAUGGAGGAGGAACUCGCCACACUGCGUAAACAGAUUGCAAUGCUAGUCAUGGCUCAAGAGAUGCCUUCUAUAGCACAGAAAAAUGAAGAAGAUGUGACAUUGAAGCAGGACAUGGCUCACAAGGAAACAGAUCUGCCCACGUCAUGUGACUCAUGUUCCUCCCUGGAAGACUCGGGCUGUGAGAGUGAGAAUGUAGCAACUGUCAUAUCACCCACCAGCGACCAGGCUCAACCUGGUCAUUCACCCAAGACUUUUGUCGCUCCUCCCCCUCCACCCCCCAUUUUAGCCACGCAAAAGUUAAACUAUCAGAAAACUAAAGUAGAAUUUACAAGAGCCAGUUGUCCAGAUUUAGUUCAUGUUUUGAAAGAUCUGAGUAAUGUCAAGCUGAAAGCAGUACAGAGAUCACCUGGAGGAACCCCAAUGAGGAGGAAACCUUUGUCUCAAGCCUCUGACCCUGCUGCCAUUAUAGCUCAGGCCUUGAAAAAGAAAUUUGCCAACCACAGGGGGAUGAGUCCAGAUUCUGACCAUGAAAAUGACAGCAGUUCCUUUUUUUCUGAUAGCAACAGUCCGUAUGGCAAAAAUGUGAAAGAUGCCAAGAGAAGACUUAACAUGUUGUGUGAUGACUCUGAUAAUUAGGCAUUAUCAGCUGAUUUUUAUUAAUUUUAUUUAAGUUUUUACCUAUAAAAUUGAUGAAGCUAUAGUUGUUUUGAUUGUAGGUUUACAACCUACAUCAUCUCUAUAAUUUUAAGCCUUGAAUUUCUAAUAUGUGAACCAUGUACACAUCUAUAUAUAGUGUAUCUUCUGAGGUAGUAUGUUAAGAGUAAUUUGCUGUGGCCAUGAUAUUUUAAGGGUCAAGUAUAUGUUUUUUAAAGAACUACCAUUGUAAUUGGUUAAAAUUGUGUACUCUCCCACUGAGUAUUUGAUUUGUGUAUAUCUUACAAACUGCUCUUAAUUAGAGGUAAGUAGACUUAGAAUUUCAUUUUGUGUUUUUUUCCUACAUUAAUACUCUACAUUCACAACAAAUGGCCUUAUCUGGAUUGUCAUAUUAACUUCAGGUCUAAUAUUUUCUAAUACAAGUUUUUCUCUGAUCAUACACCAUGUCAAGCAUUUUCUCAUUACUUUCUGUAUCCGUAAAUAGUUAUAUCCAUUCCUGAAGUUCUCAGUGAACCUUGUAUUUUACUUAUCAGAAAGAUUAUUAUUAUUAGUGUAGAUAGCAUUUUACUGACUGGAUGGUUGUUUACAGGUUACAGUAGUGACUACUGUUAUGUGUAUAAAGAAUUACUCUGUCUUGAUCAUUUGAAGGAUGAAUGUUGUGUUACAAAAAUCACUUUAUGAUCAGUGAUGUCGCAAUAGCAGCUAAAUUUUACAGAGACUUUGU
Molecule: messenger RNA, 2042 nt
Organism: Physella acuta
Lineage: Eukaryota; Metazoa; Mollusca; Gastropoda; Physidae
Product: mitochondrial fission regulator 2
Biological process (GO): mitochondrial fission; aerobic respiration
Cellular component (GO): mitochondrion
Source: RefSeq, a predicted model, not a curated record